AUGGUGGGACUCGAAGUACCAAUAGUACAAAUUAACUUGCAUCACAGCAAAAGCGCUUCAGCGAUUCUAGCCAGGAGCAUAGCUGGGAUGCAGACAGUAAUAGCAAUAAUUCAGGUGCUUUGGCUCCUGAAUAACGCUAUAAAAAGACUGAGUGGCUGUGGAACCAUCUAUAAAGCAGACACUCAGGACAAAAUUAGGACCUGCAUUGCAAUUAAGGGACUAAAUGCUAUUUUUAUGUCACAGCUCAGCGAUGGCGACACCACCGUUAUACGGACAAGGUUGGACCACGGCGAAGACAGACACUUGGACAUACUCAUAGGGUCAGCUUACAUGCCCUAUGACUCUCAAGAAGAACCACCACCAAAAGGGGUAAGAGAUCUGGUGUCCUACGCGAAGGAGAGGGGACUUGAACUCCUAUCGGGCUGCGGUGCAAACUCACACCACAUAGAGUGGGGGAGUUCGACUAUAAACCCGAGGGGAGAAAGCCUCCAAUUCAUUAUGGACAUCAGCUUAAUGAUCCUAAACAGAGGAACGGUACCCACCUUCAUGGACUGCAGAAGACAAGAAGUAUUAGAUAUCACCAUCAGUAUUGGGAGAGUGGCGGACCUGGCGCGGGACUGGAGGGUCUCUGGAGAGCGCUCUGGUUCUAACCAUAAGCAGAUUUGCUACAAUCUCCUGCAUAUGGUGAAAAAAGAAUGGGAUUGA
This is a messenger RNA of Cyphomyrmex costatus, 705 nucleotides long. RefSeq lists its product as uncharacterized. Gene Ontology annotation, molecular function: catalytic activity. Lineage: Eukaryota; Metazoa; Arthropoda; Insecta; Hymenoptera; Formicidae. The coding region runs from base 1 to 705 and encodes 234 amino acids. The transcript has a single exon. The record is from RefSeq and is a predicted model, not a curated record.